UUGUCAUUUGCAAUCGAUAACGUAAGUGUAUUGUAUCUCUUUCCGAAUUCAAAUACAAUAUGGAGAAAAUGUAUUCUAAAAACAAUUAUUGUGUUUCUUGGAAAACCCAUUCUAAGCAUGUAUUCAAAUCGUUAUGUUGUUUAAUGGAACAUCAAAGUUUAGUGGAUAUCGCUAUCUGUUGUGGUAACAAAACUCUUCAUGCACAUAAAUGUAUACUGGCCGCGAACAGUCAUUAUUUCAAGGAUGAAUUCGAGAAGAACCCAUCUGUGGAACAAAUUGUAAUAUCCGGAUUCGACUUUGGCGUCCUGAAGUCUAUCAUUGAAUUCAUGUAUUGUGGAGAAACCAUUAUUGAAGAGGAAAAUGUGAAAUUUCUGAUUGGUGCAGCUAAACUUUUUCAAGUGAGGGGUCUUGAUACUUUAUUCUCCGACAGACAAGAACAUCAGCACUUGAUCGAGGACGUUCAUAUUCCGUACCCUCAGUUCAUGAGUAAUAAACCGAAAUAUCCAGUGGCGUAUCAUGGCUCCAGUAACUCUCAAUUAACGAAUGACACUGGUUUGAAGAUAACUUCCUUCAACAUUAAUGAUCCCUUCAACAAAAAAAAAUUGAAAAGGAAAUAUUUGAGGUCUGAAGCGGAAAAAGCUUGUGCGAAAGAGGCUCAUGCUAGUAGAAUGGCGUUGGCACAUUUACAAAAAGAGAUUGCCACUACAUCCCAAGUGAAUUCCUUCAUAAUUGAAGAGUCUUGUACUGAAACAACUGUUGAAAAUUUUAUUCCUCAUGCUGAUGAUUCCUGUAUAGAUGUGACAAAAACUGUACAGCCUGUUCAAUUAAUCGAUUACACUGAUGCAAGUGGAGGUUUCAAUUGUAACAGUACGUUGAAUGCGAAGAAGAAUCUUUUACAGUUUGCUACUCAAAAUCCACAAGAACUCAUGUCCGAUAAGUUGAAAACCAUAUUUGGCGCAGAUUCUCAAUCCGAUAUUGAAAUUAUUUUUAAAACUAACGAUGGAAAUUUUGUUACCGUGAACGAUGAAGUUUUGCAGAAUAUAUCUAAGGGUGGUCUUCAGUAUCAAAUAGUCGAUGAGGAUGGACACGUUGGCGAAAUUCAGGAUCUCAAACCUGCAACAGAAAAGAUGGAUAGUCACCAUGGUAUAGAAAUAAUAAAAGACUUCAUGAGAUCGGCAAAAAUAUCAUCUUCGGCACCAUCCACAACAUGUUCAGGAGGUUCUAUCAUUAUUAACGAUGGAAUGGAAAACGAGCACGAAGCUAUUCCCGGAUUUAAAGUUGGACAAUCUACGUUGACAUCUACCGAUUCGGAGUUUGCCGAUAGGAAACCUAUCCAGUUCAUGUUGAUUGACAACGGAGACUUCCAUGAUGGUAUUAUAGAUACCUAUCCUCAUCCCAUCAAGAUCACGACGGAGAAGGAAUCGACAGACUUGUCGAAGCAUCUGAACGCGGAGGAUUUUUCCAGUUUCAGUACGGUUGGGGAAAGAGAUAGCUCCAUGGAUUUUGAUAAGUCUGCAUUGAAAUUUUCGCCUGAUAUAUUCUUCGCAGAUCCUUCUAAUUCAAGCACCGAAACAGUGGAUCAAAAAUUUUCACUAACCCGGCAAACUUAGCAUUUUCAUUGUAUUUAUAUGAGUUAUAGUUUCGAGAUUUUUAUGACUGAAUAAUUGAUUUUAUAGUUUUCAAUAAAUAAUAAUAAUAAU
Molecule: messenger RNA, 1700 nt
Organism: Harmonia axyridis
Lineage: Eukaryota; Metazoa; Arthropoda; Insecta; Coleoptera; Coccinellidae
Exons: 1
Coding region: 60-1610 (516 amino acids)
Biological process (GO): regulation of transcription by RNA polymerase II
Cellular component (GO): nucleus
Molecular function (GO): protein binding
Source: RefSeq, a predicted model, not a curated record